AUGGUCGGCACCAACAAGUGGAGCGACGAACAGAUCGAUAUCUGCUUUACCCUCUACAAAGACGGAUUCAAGAAGUGGGAGAUUGCCGAAGCGAUCAAUGGUAUCUGGCCUCGACGUGGUGCAUCCUCUGCGGGAGUCAACUAUGUCUUGAAUACCAAGAAGAAGGAGUUCCUUGAAAUCGCUGCAAGACGACCUGGACAGAUGCCCGAAUCUGCUCCUGUUGCCAGACCUACCCAACUGUCCAGACCUACCCAAAUGUCUAGACCUGCUCAGAUCAAGGCCACUGCUCGCAUCGCCGCCAAGAUGGAUACAAUUCCUGAUGUCACCGAAUACGAAGCUCCUCCCGAAUACCGAUUCGAGUUGUACCCACAAGUUCAGCAGUCCUUCGAAGAUGAACUCUUUGUCCCACAAUUCGAUAACUAUCCAGCUCCUCCCGAGUUCGGACUCGAGUUCAAUGCACCUGAACCCGAUGUCCAAGAAGUCGUCGAUUAUUCCGCUCCUCCAGAAUACCAAGUCGAGCCCGCUGUCCCAGCCAAGACCAUUGUCGAAGAAGUCGCCGAACAAUCAGCUUCCCCCAAACACCAACCCGAGCCCGUUGCCCCUCAAACUGUCGAACAAUCCGCUCCUCUUGCCCCAACCGUCCAGCAAACCCCCGCAGAGAAGCCCCACGAUUGGAACGAUUGGUCGACCGAGAACAUCUGGAAGGGUUAUGAUUUGGAUGAACUUUUCAAGAAGGAGACUGCGAGAUGGGACAACUCGGAUCUCUUUGACCACUUUGAUUACCUCUCUGACAAUGAGGACUUGAAUGCAUUCUUCGACGAUUAG
Messenger RNA from Mollisia scopiformis, 825 nucleotides. RefSeq lists its product as uncharacterized. NCBI's taxonomy places the organism in Eukaryota, Fungi, Ascomycota, Leotiomycetes, Helotiales, Mollisiaceae. The record is from RefSeq and is a predicted model, not a curated record. The transcript is spliced from 2 exons. The coding region runs from base 1 to 825 and encodes 274 amino acids.